AUGGGUGGGGGGCAGCGAAUCUGCCUGAAGCCGUGAAGGAGGGUUCAGGAACGUAUCUGUUGGAUAGAAGCCUGGAAGCCUUAAAACUACUGGUGGUUAACAGGUAACAGCUCUACGAGCAAGAAAGCAGCAUAGGGGGAGCAUUGGGGCCUUCACUAACUGCUGGUAUAGGUCCGAGGGAGACAUCACACAGUGCAACCAGGAAGCCUCCCUAAACUACUGGUGCACAAGGAACAUCCCAACCAGGAAGACCAUCCCAAUCGGUGUCCAACAGGCAACUCAAUUUAGGAAGACCAUCCAAACAUCUGUUCACUCUUGGGGACAAGGCUACGGCCACUAACGCGUUUGGUGUUUGCAUUAUCUUAGAACUGGAAUACCCAAAACUGAGUAUUUCUGAUACACUCCAGCAACCCUGAAAGGGUUUGCAACAGACCAUGCUUCUGUUCCUUCUCCCCCUCCCCUCUCCUUGUCCUAGGAGUGUCGUCCUGCCCCACGGCCAUCCCUCCUCCUCCCUUGGCUCUCAUCUCCCCCUCUCCUACCAUCGCUUCCACCAUUCUCGUCUUCUGCUACAUCCCUCUCUACCUCGUUCCCACUCUCACUGUCUCCGACUACUCCUUUCUUCUCAUCUGUCUCGGCCCUCCCCCUUUUCACACCGUAUGGACCUUACACUUUUUAUCCGCAGAACUACCGCCUGUCUUCUCCCGGAUCUACUCUAUGGCUCUUAUCUAGAUACGGGCUACAGUACUGGGUUUUUCUCUGUGAUGUCUUACAGUACUGGUUUUUCUGUAAGAUCUACCAUAUGUGUGCUACAGAGGCCUAGCUCAAUCGGUUUAUGAGGACUCAGAGGACACCGUAAGCCUAAGGGAGAGGACGUCAAAAGACACCCAAAUACCUGGGGUAACAAGGUAACUCACAACAAGACAGGAAACCUAAUCUGCAACCAGGCCACCACCACCCCGACCUCUCCUCAUACGUGUCACAGGUGACACAGACAAACUCAUGAGAACUUGGUGGUAAGAGUAAAAACUGACUGACACCUGGAGGACUCGUAUAGAUGAGUUAGAGCGCUGGAGCAGGAAGCUGGCCAAACUCCGUCGUCUGGACAGCAUGAAGAGUACUGUCAGCGGAGGCACCAUCAGGUGAGGCACACAUUAUAUGUCAAAUACUUUGUAAGAGGAGCACUUGAUUUCGUUUGGAGUUGCAGUUAGAACUAUUGGUACUAUUCCAUUGGUAAUCAAGCGCUGGUCCAGUAUUUUAAAUGAUUUAACAUACUGAAUGUAUUUGGUGGAUGAUUAAAUGUUUUCUUCCUGUCUCUGUCUCCAGCCAAUCAGGAAGCCAGUUCAGCAGGACAGGAAGUGGUCCCCUGAAGAAGAAGACAGUCAAACCUGGGAGCAAGGUAGAUGUUUCCUUACACCAGCACAACUCUCUCUCUCUCUCUCUCUCUCUCACUCUCUCACUCACACAAAACCAGCUCUAAAUGUCUAACCUGGGUGUGGAUGUCAUUGCAGAGUCCAACUCCAGAGCAGGGCUGCAUCAGCCACAGGUUCAUGCAGGGAACCAUUCUGGCUCUAGUCAUCGUCAUGGCCUUCAGCGUCAUCUCCAUGUCCGUACUCUACGUGUUGACACUGCGCCACAGAGGGGACGUCAUCGAGAAAGACGGGUACGUAUGACCACAUCCAGAUACAGCGCAUUCGCAAACCAAUAACAGGCUUCAAGAAAUGUUUGCAAAUGUAUUAAAAAUAAACAAUUGAAAUAUCACAUUUACAUAAGUAUUCAGACCCUUUACUCAGUACUUUGUUGAAGCACCUUUGGCAGCAAUUACAGCCUUGUGUCUUCCUGGGUAUGAUGCUACAAGCUUGGCACACCUGUAUUUGGGGAGUUUCUCCCAUUCUUCUCUGCAGAUCCUCUCAAGCACUUUCAGGUUGGAUGGGGAGCGUCGCUGCACAGCUAUUUUCAGGUCUCUCCAGAGAUGUUCGAUCGGGUUCAAGUCCGAGCUCUGGCUGGGCCACUCAAGGACAUUCAGAGACUUGUCCUGAAGCCACUCCUGCGUUGUCUUGGCUUUGUGCUUAGGGUCGUUAUCUGUUGGAUGGUGAACCUUCACCCCAGUCUGAGGUCCUGAGUGCUCUGGAGCAGGUUUUCAUCAAGGAUCUCUCUGUACUUUGCUCUGUUCAUCUUUCCCUUGAUCAAAUCAAAUUAUAUUUGCCAAAUGCGCCGAAUACAACAGGUGUAGACCUUACAGUGAAAUGCUUACAGCCCUUAACCAACAAUGUAGUUUUAAGAAAAAUAAGUGUUAGGUAAAAAAUAGAUAAGUAAAAAAUUUAAAUAACAAAUAAUUAAAGAGCAGCAGUAAAAUAAAAUAACAGUAGGGAGGUUAUAUACAGGGGGUACCGGUACAGAGUCAAUGUGCGGGGGCGCCGGCUAGUUGAGGUAGUUGAGAUAAUAUGUACAUGUGGGUAGAGUUAAAGUGACUAUGCAUAGAUAAUAAACAGAGUAACAGCAGCGUAAAAGAGGGGUGGGGGGGGGGGGGGGGGGGGAACAAUGCAAAUAGUCCGGGUAGCCAUUUGAUUAGAUGUUCAGGAUUCUUAUGGCUUUUCCACUACAGCCCCGUCCAUGAGAAUGAGGGCGUACUCAGUCCACUUUUUCUUAUAAUAAUAAUAAUAAUAUGCCAUUUAGCAGACGCUUUUAUCCAAAGCGACUUACAGCGAUCGAACCCACUACCUUGGCGUUACAAGCGCCGUGCUCUACCAGCUGAGCUACAGAGAACCUUCUUCCUGUAGUCCACAAUCAUCUCCUUUGUCUUGGUCACGUUGAGGGAGAGGUUGUUAUCCUGGCACCACACGGCCAGAUCUCUGACCUCCUCCCUAUAGGCUGUCUCAUCAUUGUCGGUGAUCAGGCCUACCACUCUUGUGUCGUCGGAAAACUUAAUGAUGGUGUUGGAGUCGUGCCUGGCCAUGCAGUCAUGGGUGAACAGGGAGUACAGGAGGGGACUGAGCACGCACCCCUGAGGGGCCCCCGUGUUGAGGAUCAGUGUGGCAGAUGUGUUGUUACCUACCCUUACCACCUGGGGGCAGCCCGUCAGGAAGUCCAGGAUCCAGUUGCAGAGGGAGGUGUUUAUUCCCAGGGUCCUUAGCUUAGUGAUGAGCUUUGAGGGCACUAUGGUGUUGAACGCUGAGCUGUAGACAAUGAAUAGCAUUCUCACGUAGGUGUUCCUCUUGUCCAGGUGGGAAAGGGCAGUAUGGAGUACAAUAGAGAUUGCAUCAUCUGUGGAUCUGUUGGGGUGGUAUGCAAAUUGGAGUGGGUCUAGGGUUUCUGGGAUAAUGGUGUUGAUGUGAGCCAUGACCAGCCUUUCAAAGCACUUCAUAGCUACAGACGUGAGUGCUACGGGUCGGUAGUCAUUUAGGCAGGUUAUCUUAGUGUUCUUGGGCACAGGGACUAUGGUGGUCUGCUUGAAACAUGUUGGUAUUACAGACUCAUUCAGGGACAUGUUGAAAAUGUCAGUGAAGACACUUGCCAGUUGGUCCGCACAUGCUCGGAGUACGCGUCCUGAUAAUCCGUCUGGCCCUGCGGCCUUGUGAAUGUUGGCGUGUUUAAAGGUCUUACUCACAUCGGCUACGGAGAGAGUGAUCACACAGUCAUCCGGAACAGCUGGUGCUCUCAUGCAUGCUUCAGUGUUGCUUGCCUCGAAGCGAGCAUAGAAGUGAUUUAGCUCAUCUGGUAGGCUUGUGUCUCUGGGUAGCUCGCGGCUGUGCUUCCCUUUGUAGUCUGUAAUAGUUUUCAAGCCCUGCCACAUCCGACUAGCGUCGGAGCCGGUGUAGUACAAUUCAAUCUUAGUCCUGUAUUGACUCUUUGCCUGUUUGAUGGUUCGUUGGAGGGCAUAGCGGGAUUUCUUACAAGCGUCCGGGUUAGAGUCCCACUCCUUGAAAGCGGCAGCUCUACCCUUUAGCUCAGUGCAGAUGUUGCAUGUAAGCCAUGGCUUCAGGUUGGGGUAUGUACGUACGGUCACUGUGGGGACGGCGUCAUCGAUGCAUUUAUUGAUGAAGCCAGUGACUGAAGUGGUGUACUCCUCAAUGCCAUCGGUAGAAUCCCGGAACAUAUUAUCAUGAGAUACUCUACCUCAGGCGAGCAAAACCUAGAGACUUCCUUAAUAUUAGAUUUCGUGCACCAGCUGUUGUUUACAAAUAUACACAGACCGCCACCCCUCGUCUUACCGGAGUCAGCCGUUCUAUCCUGCCGAUGUAGCGUAUAGCCCACUAGCUGUAUGUUAUUCAUGUCGUCGUUCAGCCACGACUCGGUGAAACAUAAGAUAUUAACGUUUUUAAUGUCUUGUUGGUAGGAUAACCUUAAUCUUAGGUCGUCCAUUUUGUUUUCCAAUGAUUGUACGUUGGCUAAUAGGAUUGAUGGAAGAGGCAGAUUACUCGAUCGUCGUCUGAUCCUUACAAGGCACCCCGACCUACGUCCACGAUAUCUCUGUCUCUUUCUCAUGCGAAUGACGGGGAUUUGGGCCUUGUCGGGUGUCUGUAGAAUAUCCUUCACGUCCGACUCACUGAAGAAAAACUCUUCGUCCAAUACGAGGUGAGUAAUCGCUGUCCUGAUAUCCAGAAGCUCUUUUUGGUCAUAAGAGACGUACGUUAUGUACAGAAUAAAUUAUAAAUAACGUGAAUAAACACAUGUAAUAGCACAAUUGGUUAGUUUUUUUUAUUUUAUUUUUAUAUAAUUGGUUACAGGCUGUAUAACGGCAGCCAUCUUGCCUCGAUCCUGACUAGUCUCCCUGUCCCUGCCACUGAAAAACAUCCCCAAAGCAUGACGCUGCCACCACCAUGCUUCACCGUAGGGAUGGUACCAGGUUUCCUCCAGACGUGACACUUGGCAUUCAGGCCAAAGAUUUUCAUCAGACCAGAGAAUCUUGUUUCUCAUGGUCUGAGAGUCCUUCAGGUGCCUUUUGGCAAACCAAGAGGGCUGUCAUGUGCCUUUUACUAAGGAGUGGCUUCCGUCUGGCCACUCUACCAUAAAGGCCUGAUUGGUGGAGUGCUGCAGAGAUGGUUGUCCUUCUGGAAGGUUCUCCCAUCUUCACAGAGGAACUCUAGAGCUUUGUCAGAGUGACCAUCGGGUUCUUGGUCACCUCCCUGACCAAGGCCAUUCUCCCCCGAUUGCUCAGUUUGGCCGGGCGGCCAGCUAUAGGAAGAGUCUUGGUGGUUCCAAACUUCUUCCAUUUAAGAAUGAUGGAGGCCACUGUGUUCUUGGGGACCUUCAAUGCUGCAGAAAUUUUUUGGUACCUUUCCCAGAUCUGUGCCUCGACACAAUCCUGUCUCGGAGCUCUUCAGACAAUUCCUUCGACCUCAUAGCUUGGUUUUUGCUCUGACAUGCAUUGUCAACUGUGGGACCUUACAAAUCUUGUCCAAUCAAUUUAAUUUACCACAGGUGGACUCCAAUCAAGUUGUAGAAACAUCUCAAGGAUGAUCAAUGGAAACAGGAUGCACCUGAACUCAAUUUCGAGUCUCAUAGCAAUACUUAUGUAAAUAAGGUAUUUCUGUUUUUUAUUUUUAAUACAUUUGCAAAAAUGUCUAAAAAACAGUUUUCGCUUUGACAUUGUGGGGAAUUGUGUGUAGAUUGAUGAGGGAAAAAAAUAAUUUAAUCAGUUUCAGAAUAACGUUGUGAUGUAACAAAAUGUGGAAUAAGGGGUCUGAAUACACUCCGGAUGCACUGUACAUCAAACAUAUACCUGUACACUAGUCCCUGAACAUGAAUGACAUAUAUACCAUGUACACUAGGCCCUGAAACAUGAUGACAUAGAUACCUGUACCACUAGCCCUGAAACAUGAUGACAUAUAUACCUGUUACACUAGCCCUGAAACAUGA
Molecule: messenger RNA, 5856 nt
Organism: Coregonus sp. 'balchen'
Lineage: Eukaryota; Metazoa; Chordata; Actinopteri; Salmoniformes; Salmonidae
Source: the annotation of a GenBank genome assembly